GCCGUAUUCACAAACCAAACUUAUACUUAUACUUAUGACUUAAGUCAGCGAACAGCCCUUAACGCGUUUCAAGAACCAACCUUGUACUUAUCGCAGAACUUUUCUCGUACUUAUCGCCGUGAUAAGUAAGGCUUGGUUAAGGUAGCCCCCGACCUACCUUAACGCUCCCUUGUAAACAAACAAAAUGGCGGCGAUGGACGACAACUUCGCGGAGUUCGUUAACUAUCUGGAGCGUCGUGAGGAAAUAAUGCGUGGGGCAGCCUUUUCAUACGCGUCACCGCCACGGCGAGUGCUCAGGGAUCGCUUGAAUCCCAUGGAAGUGUACGACGACUACGAGUUUUUGUGCCGUUAUCGAUUUACAAAAAGGACCGUGCAGCAGCUGCUCGAUAGGCUGCCUCUGCGGGAGAAUACCGAUGGACGUGGGUUCCCUGUGCCGCCUCUCUUGCAGCUGCUCAUCACACUGCGCUUCUAUGGAGCCGGCACGUUCCAAAUUGUGACCGGCGACCUAGUGAAUGUUUCACAGCCGACAGUGUCACGGGUAAUCGAACGCGUAUCGACUAUGAUCGCCAGAAGCCUAUUUCCUGUGCUUGUGCAAUUUCCCGCCGCUUCAAAAAUGAGCGGUGUAAUGCAAGAUUUCUACAGAAUAGGCAAGUUUCCCGGUGUGAGUGGGUGCAUUGAUUGCACCCAUGUGCCAAUUAAGAGCCCCGGUGGUGACCACGCCGAGGUGUACCGCAACCGGAAAGGAUACUUUUCGAUAAAUGUUCAGGGAAUCACGGGGCCCGACCUACAAUUUUAUGAUGUAGUGGCUAGCUGGCCAGGGUCUGCCCACGAUAGCAGAAUUUUCGACAGCAGCCGCGCCAGAGUGCUGUACGAGACGGGUGCCAUCCCCGGUAUUCUUCUCGGAGACAUGGGCUAUGCCUGCAGGUCAUAUCUGAUGACUCCUCUCAAGGAUCCUGCCCAAGGCACCCCAGAGUACAGGUACAACAAGUCGCAAGCAAAAACAAGAAACAGCGUGGAACGUGUGUUUGGAAUUUGGAAGAGGAGGUUCCCGUGCCUUCAGAUGAAGCUGCAAAUUGACACAGACACCUCACUCAUAGUAAUCACUGCAUGUGCGGCGCUUCACAACCUUAGCAGAAUUCUACAUGACCCAUGCCCUCCGAAUGUACAGCCCCACACUGCACCCAGUGUUCAACAGCCUACACCAACUUUGCCGAAUGGACAGCCGCAGAUGGCAAUUCAAGACUCCAAUGGCUUCAGAACUCGCUCUCGUAUUAUAGCAAAUUAUUUUUCAUAAAUGCAUGUAAACUUUGUAUUGCACUUUAUAUUCCAAUAAAUACAUUUUCAUCAUCAUCAUAUUCCUUUUUUAUCAAACAAAAAUAGAUAAGUAGGCAGCUUCAACUGGUGGACGCCAGGUACAGAGGUUAAGCGCUAGAGCGAAACACAGAAUGCAGCGCAGUUUUGUUUGUGACCCUAACUAGAAUCCAACCAGUACUCUUAUAUUUCACUUAAGCUUGUCAAAUGACACAAAUAUGGACAGGUGUGAUAUGACGAUUUAUUAGACGUCUCACGCAAUCGAGGCAGUCCACGAACGCUGAUGGUGCGCACAGCGACAGACGCACGAGCACUUCUUCCUCUUCUUCACUACAAUGGCCCCAGGAGAGAAGAUGAGCCAUCACAGCAAAGUGAGCGGCUUGGCGACGAAGUGUUCGAGAAGAGGGUGUGACGGAUGGAUCGUGGAGGAAAUUCAGCAUAGUUGAAAGCAGGGGAUCCUUACGCUGCUCGGCCGGCAUAUCAGCGACGUUGAUCGUCGACAUGGAUGCGAAGGGCGUUGACACUGAAGCCACAUCGGAAGGUAGCGGUGAUCGGGAAAGCGCAUCGGCGUCGGAGUGCUUUCUGCCCGAUCGGUAGACAACGCGGAUGUUAUAUUCUUGUAAGCGAAGUGCCCAGCGGCCGAGGCGACCUGACGGAUCUUUCAAUGAGGACAGCCAGCAAAGGGCGUGGUGGUCGGUAACAAUGUCAAAAGGGCGACCAUAUAGGUAUGGACGAAAUUUGACGAGAGCCCAAAUAAUGGCCAAGCACUGUUUCUCUGUGACAGAGUAGUUGGCUUCUGCCUUCUUUAAAGUGCGACUCGCAUAUGCGACGACGUACUCGUCGUAGCCGUCUUUCCGUUGCGCUAGGACUGCACCAAGUCCGAUGCCACUGGCGUCCGUGUGUAGCUCUGUGGGCGCUGUCGGAUCGUAGUGUCGAAGAAUCGGCGGCGAAGUAAGUAGACGACGUAGUUGCUUGAAGGGUUAGUAGGUGGCAUGCGACGAUGGCAGAAGCGCGCGACAUGGCCGGCGAAACCGCAAGCGAAACAUAUGGGUCGGUUGUCGCGUGUGCGCCAAGGGUUCUGAACUUGGCUUCGAGGCGGAAUAGGAGGCGACACGGGAGUUGGCA
This is a messenger RNA of Dermacentor silvarum, 2436 nucleotides long. Its product is annotated as putative nuclease HARBI1. The record is from RefSeq and is a predicted model, not a curated record. Bases 185 to 1294 code for a protein of 369 amino acids. The transcript has 3 exons. NCBI's taxonomy places the organism in Eukaryota, Metazoa, Arthropoda, Arachnida, Ixodida, Ixodidae.